UCGUUCUUGGCCACGUGGCUGUCUGUUUACGGUUUGUAAAUCAAGAGUAUAGUACGUACAAGGCGCUAGGCUAGGCUAGGCACCUACAAGGUGGAUGAUGGCUUUAUCAGAGGAGCUGGUCAAGGACUGGAGCACCAAAGGCCAUGACAAGGCCCUUGCUUUAUUUGAGGACGUACUCUCCACUGGGACACAUGGAACCGACUGUGUGGAGUUGCGUGGCAUGCUGUACGACCUGCUCAAGCACUGUGUGACUGGGGCACUGGACGGACAGGAUGUGGCCACCUUUAUCUCAGAACUCACAUCUAUAUACGACUUGGACACUGAUUUGCCCUCUGUACUCUCUGACCUAUUGGCCGUGCUUGAUGCUGAGACGAUCAGCAAUGAGAACAAGGAUGAGAGGACUGCAUUUGUUUCCGUGACAACCGCUCUUAUGAAAACUGUUGGAGAGCCGCUGCUGAAGGAGCGACUAGAGAUGGAGACACUGGAGCAAGUCAGUCUGGUCCCUUCAGCUAGGAAUUUCAAUCAGAAAUAUGUCAAGACCAAAACAAAGUUAUUCUACAAGCAGCAGAAGUUUAACCUGUUCCGAGAGGAGAACGAGGGCUACUCUAAGCUGGUGGUGGAGCUGGGUCACGAGGAGAGGCCACUGGCAGCUGCUCCAGCCAUGCUCGACAAUAUACGCUCUCUCAUUGGUCGUUUCAACCUUGAUCCUAACCGAGUGCUGGAUGUUAUCCUGGAGGCAUUUGAGUGCCACCUGGAUCAGCACGAGUUCUUCCUCUCUCUUCUCCACGACUACCCCUGUGAAAAGAACACCUUUGUUAACGUCCUCGGCUUCAAGUUCCACCAGUUCCAGAGUGCUGAUGGCAGUACUGACUCUCCCACCCCCUCGUCCCUCUACAAGCUCUCUGCCCUCCUCUUACACCGCGGAUUAGUCACACUAGAGGACUUGUACCCUCACUUGUCUCAGAGUGACUCCACACUCAAGGAGCUGCACCAAUCAUCACUGGAUGAUGCCCUCACUCGAGCAAAGAGGGCCAAUAUUGUCUCCUUUGCAGAGAAAAGUGAGGAAACACUACAGAAAGAAGCAGACGCUGAGCAAGAGAAGAAGGUGCAAAGAGAGCGUCUGCUAUCGAUAGAGUUCAACCAGAAGCUUGGACUAUGCCACGCCCUCAUUGAGUUCGGGGACUGGGAGGGGGCAUGCUCUCUUAUGAAACUCCUCCCACAGUUCCUGGCCGUCUGGUCGCCCCCGGUAGCACGCUCACUCUGUUCACUCAUCUCUCACGUCCUAGAGCCACUCUAUAGAAACUACGCCUCUCGUGCUGUGAAGGGGAAGCCCCGUAGUAGCACCACCCUUCCCAUCCCCACCUGCUCCAAGAUGGAGGACCUGUACCCUCUCACUAUCGACAUGCUCUGUCACCUUGGCCCUGCCCUACACUCUGACCCCAUCCUAAUUGCGAAACUCCUCAGACUUGGAAGACUGUUCUUCAAGGAGAGGGCCUCCAUCAAAGCCAGUGGGGAGCUUCCCUCGCAAGAGAAGGAGCUUGUGUAUCAAGGGCUCCUAACAAUCUUGGAUGAGGUCUUACUGCCGUCUCUCUGUCUGUUGCCUAGUAACUGUGGGAUGGCCGAGGAGGCUUGGGCCAUGGUCAAGCAGCUGCCUUAUCAGACCAGAUACCAACUGUAUGGAAGAUGGAAGAACGACUCGUUCCAGCAUCAUCCUGAGCUGAUUGAUGCCAAGACAGAAACCCUCAACAGAGGAAAGUUCAUUAUGAAACGUAUCACCGUGGACAACAUCAAGCCAUCAGGGAGACAGAUUGGAAAGCUCAGCCACAGUUUUCCGGGAGUCAUAUUCGACUACGUGUUGUCUCAGAUCCAGCGCUAUGAUAACUUUAUCUCUCCUGUGGUAGAUUCCCUCAAAUAUCUCACCCCACUCGGCUAUGAUGUCCUAGCAUAUUGUAUCAUUGAAGCACUUGGUAGUCCACAGAAGGAGAGAAUGAAGUACAACGAUACAAACAUCUCACAAUGGCUGAAAGGCCUCUCAAGUUUCUGUAGCAACAUCUUCAAGAAGUACUCCAUUGAGCUUACUGGACUCCUACAGUAUGUGGCCAACCAGCUCAAGGCAGGAAAGAGCGUGGACCUGCUGGUCCUGAAGGAGGUGAUUGUGAAGAUGGCUGGCAUUGAUGUCACAGAGACAGUGACUAGUCAGCAACUGGAGGCACUCUCUGGGGGAGAGCUGCUCAAAGCAGAGGGAGCUUAUUAUGGGCAGGUGCGCAACACUAAGAAGUCGUGUCAGCGUUUGCGAGAGGCGUUGGUUGAUGCCAAACUGAGCCACCCCCUCCUCCUGCUCAUGGCCCAACAGAGGGACUGCAUCGUACACGUGGACGGAGAGUCACGCCACCUCAAGCUGGUCGGAAUGCUCUAUGACAAUUGCUUGGACACCUUGGUUCAGUUUGGAGAGUUCCUGUCUAUACACACCAGCCCAGAUGAGUACAAAGGUCGUCUGCCAUCCCUGACGGAGCUCCGCCUAGAUUACCACCUCCCUGUGGAUGUGGCCUUCUACAUGCUCAGACCUGUCCUGCACACCGCUAUCACUGACAAGUUCUUUGCCCUUGAGGAGGCUGCCGGUUCUGAGAAACUAGACAAGAAAGCCAAAGCCUCUAGACAAGAGGCCAACUUCCGCUCUGCUUGUUGUGAGGUGCUUGAUCCAGUGGUGGAGGCAGUGAGGGGACUGCAUCCAGCUAAAGUGUGGGAGGACGUCAGCUGUCGCCUCUAUACCACCUUCUGGGUACUCUCCACCUAUGACCUUUACGUGCCGACUGGUCGCUAUGACGAGGAGAUCGGCAGAGCCAAACAGGCCAUCAAGGACUUGGACAGCUCCUCUGAUAUGACAAGCAGCAAGAAGAAGAAGGAACAGGACAGAAACUCCGUCCUCAUUGAGAAGCUCCAGGAGGAAAAACAACGACAAGAAGAUAACCAUCGUCUCGUCAUGAGCUGGAUCAAGCACGAAAAGGCCAACUGGUUCAAUUCAAAAGUUGCCAAGAAUCGUACCAUCACUCAGUUCCUACAGCUGUGUGUGUUCCCGCGUUGUCGGUUCACGACCCUUGAUGCUCUUUAUUGUGCCCGCUUUGUGAUUGCCCUCCAUUCUCAGCAGACACCUAACUUCUCCACACUUCUCUUCUUUGACAGAAUGUUCUCUGACAUUUCCUACACUGUGUCCUGCUGUACUGAGAAUGAAGCCAUGAGAUACGGUCGUUUCCUCGGUGCUUUACUGGAGACGGUGAGUCGAUGGCACUUGGAAGACUCUGUGUACAGUCUCGAGUGUGCCAAGACACCUGGUUUCAUCUCCAUGAUGAGGUCAUCCGGCCAGGGAAAUGAGAAGCAAGAUCUCGACUAUGAGAACUUCCGGCACAUCACCUUCAAGUGGCACUUCAAACUCACCAAGUCAUUUGCAAUUCUUCUGGAGUCCAAGGACUAUCUACAGCUUCGCAAUGCACUCUUCGUGCUGAUCAAGAUCGUGCCGUAUUACCCGAAGGUGUUCCAUUUGAGCAUCGCUCUGGAGAAGAGGCUGGAGAAGAUCUUGGAGGAGGAGAAGGACAAGAGGCAGGACCUCUACACACUUGCCUUGGGGUGUGCUGGUAAGCUGAAGGCACAUAAACCGAACCUGAUACCGGAAGCAGAAUUUCACAUCCGAGAGGAGAGGGUCAAAGCGCAGCAGUCUGAUCACAAGGAUGAUGGCCUACGAGGUGCCUCUUCAAAAUCUGCAUCGAAAAAAGUGGCUCCCACGUCGUCUAAGAUCACAUCUACCAAAGCCACACCGGCUACCACUUCUAGGGGUUCAUCUAAGGCCACACCCACAUCCUCAUCUAAGACCAAAGACGUUAAAGAAAAGGGUAACGAGGAGUCUGCUGUAAAGGUAACUGAAGAUAGUGACCCAUCUGCAGGCGGAAAAAACUCAGGAAAGAGCUCGAGAAGCAGUUCCGGGGAGAGGACUCAGUCUACAGUGGAGAGGAGUCAGUCGCCAAGUGAGACCAAAGCCAAAGAGAAAGGUGGCAAUGGAAGCAAGAGCUCCUCAAGUUUGUCCACGACAGUGAGGAAGUCACGAACGUCCAUUGAGGGUUCCAGUAAUGGAGGUAUAGAUGAGAAAGGUGUUGUUAAGGUAAGGAAGAGUAGUCCGGCCACGCCCACUGGACCAGCAGCUGCUGUUUCCCCUCGUACCGGCACCAGGCGACACCAGAUAGACUCUCCAGACCCCUCACUUGAGAAGGACGUAAAGAGGCGUAAGAUUGAUGACAGCUCUAGCAAGUCUUCACUCUCGGAGAGGACAGCUAGAGAACCGACGGAGGCAGCUGCUCCCAACGGAGACCAGAAGUCUGACAAGCGGCGAUCAGACAGAAAGAGGCUAGUGGAACUAACUGUUGAGAAGGAUGUGUCAGAGACUAAGAGGAGGAAGGACUCGCCUGCCAGUCACGCCUCCAGCGACUCUGAUGUCAAGGAAAAAAAGAGGCUAAAAGUGGUACAAAAAGAAACCAAGUCAAGUAUCUCCCCUAUUACCACGAAGAAGAUACCAAGUGAGGACAAGACAAAGAAACCACCCUCUAUAAAGAUACGUUCAGUGCGGAAGUGAGAUCUAUUUUCUUCUUUCUCUGCCCACAAACACAAAAAUACAUUCAGUCUUUAUAAUAUAUUAUUAUAGUAUGAUAUUCUUGCAUUCCCCUACCUGUGCAUAUAAUUAUCACUGCUGUUCUGAAUAAUUAUAAAUGAUCAUCAA
Molecule: messenger RNA, 4762 nt
Organism: Halichondria panicea
Lineage: Eukaryota; Metazoa; Porifera; Demospongiae; Suberitida; Halichondriidae
Product: THO complex subunit 2-like
Exons: 36
Coding region: 95-4618 (1507 amino acids)
Biological process (GO): mRNA processing; mRNA export from nucleus
Cellular component (GO): THO complex part of transcription export complex
Molecular function (GO): mRNA binding
Source: RefSeq, a predicted model, not a curated record